CAUUGCCCCUCCGGUGGCGGCCUUCGUAGCGGGGGACGCAGACACGGUUGUCAGGGACAGUCCCGGACGUGACGGCUGAGCGUCCCCGAGCUGCCCGUCACUCCCCUGCGCGCCCCGUCCUUGUCCCCAAAUCCCCCUCGUCCCCCCUAUUCCGCCCCCGUAGGCUCCAGAUCGGUUAGGCAGAAGUAAACUGCAGGCGGAGCGAGGCGCUCGGACCCUGGCCAGGCCAGAGCAUGCUGCAGCUCCGGGGGCCCCGGCUCCCUCUGCCGGGGAUCCUGCUCCUGUUGCCAUUGCUGCUGCCGCUGCUCCUGCCAGCAGCUCCUGCGUCCCAACGCGUCUCCUACAAGCCGGUUAUCGUGGUGCACGGGCUCUUUGACAGCCCGUCCGCCUUCCGCCACCUGCUGGAAUACAUCAAUGAGACACACCCUGGGACUGUGGUGACAGUGCUGGAUCUCUUUGAUGGCCGAGAGAGCUUGCGACCCAUGUGGGAACAGGUGCAAGGGUUCCGAGAGGCCGUGGCCCCCAUCAUGGCAAAGGCCUCCGAAGAGGGGGUGCAUCUUAUCUGCUACUCACAGGGGGGGCUGGUGUGCCGGGCACUUCUCUCAAUCAUGGAUGACCACAAUGUGGAUUCUUUCAUCUCUCUCUCAUCUCCACAAAUGGGACAGUAUGGAGAUACAGACUACUUAAAGUGGCUCUUUCCCACCUCCAUGAGGUCCAAUCUCUACAGGAUCUGCUAUAGCCCUUGGGGCCAGGAAUUCUCUAUCUGCAACUACUGGCAUGAUCCCCACCAUGAUGACUUGUACCUCAAUGCCAGCAGUUUCUUGGCCCUCAUCAAUGGGGAAAGAGACCAUCCCAAUGCCACCGCCUGGCGGAAGAACUUUCUUCGUGUGGGCCGCUUGAUAUUGAUUGGGGGCCCUGAUGAUGGUGUUAUCACCCCAUGGCAGUCCAGCUUAUUUGGUUUCUAUGAUGCAAAUGAGACAGUGUUGAAGAUGGAAGAACAACCGGUUUAUCUUCGGGAUUCUUUUGGGUUGAAGACUCUGUUGGCCAGGGGGGCCAUUGUGAAGUGCACAAUGCCUGGGAUUGUGCACACAGCCUGGCACUCUAACCGCACCCUUUAUGAGACCUGCAUUGAACCGUGGCUCUCCUGAGGACUUCCGCAGGGAUCCCCCUGAAGGCCCUGGCCCAGAGACCAAGUGGAGGCCUUGGCAGCUGAUACCAAGAUGUGGUGUGCCUGUGACCACGUCAUUGCUCUCACACUGCCCCCCACCAACCAGGGCUCCUCGAUCCCCUCCUUUGCUCCUCUGUGAAUGACAAGUCCUGGGUGCCCUCACCUCACAUCCUCUCCUUCGAAGGCUGCUUCAUCUCGAGCAUCCUCCCGAGGCUGAGGAUGGGAAGGGACACACCAGGUUUUUAACUUUGGCUGCUGCUGCUGCUCCAUCUCUGGCCGUGCCUGAAGAGGGCCCAGCCUCUGCUCACAUGAGGUUCUCCCUCCCGGCCACUCAGGACAUUUUUAGCUUCUGUUCUUUCUCUGAACUCGCAGACCGUCAGCUCUCCCAACCUCCAUGAGGACUACUGUUAAGAGUGGGAUUCUGAGGAUCCCCUAUGAGGACAGUUCUGUACUUGAAAUGUCAGUGUUGGGGAAUAAAAUCUGUGGCCUGCAAAGCCCAUCUCAGGUUUGGGGAUCCCCCCAGUCCCUAUGUUCAGUGUUGGGGUACCCAUUGGGAGCCUAGUUUCUUUGAGGCCCUAGCCCCUCUUUUAGCUGCCCUUGAAUGGGUGUUGCCCCAGUAUUUAUGGAAAUAAAGUUCCAUUUCCUCAGUGUGA
Molecule: messenger RNA, 1821 nt
Organism: Suncus etruscus (white-toothed pygmy shrew)
Lineage: Eukaryota; Metazoa; Chordata; Mammalia; Eulipotyphla; Soricidae
Gene: PPT2
Product: palmitoyl-protein thioesterase 2
Exons: 9
Coding region: 234-1148 (304 amino acids)
Cellular component (GO): lysosome
Molecular function (GO): palmitoyl hydrolase activity; thiolester hydrolase activity
Source: RefSeq, a predicted model, not a curated record